ACAAGGCCAAAAGCGCCAUGGAGUCCUCUACCCUCAGUGGUGCACCUCGCUUUCUGACGCGGCCCAAGGCCUUCGUGGUGUCGGUAGGCAAAGACGCCACUCUGAGCUGCCAGAUCACAGGCAACCCCACGCCGCAGGUGAGCUGGGAGAAGGACCAGCAGCCGGUGGAGCCGAGCGUGCGCUUCCGUCUGGCCCAGGACGGCGACCUGUACCGCCUCACCAUCCUGGACCUGGCUCUGGGUGACAGCGGGCAGUACGUGUGCCGCGCGCGCAACGCCAUUGGCGAGGCCUUUGCGGCCGUAGGCUUGCAAGUGGACGAUGAGGCUGCGCGUGCUGAGCAGGCGCCCCACUUCCUGCUGCGCCCAACAUCCAUCCGUGUGCGCGAGGGCGCUGAUGCCACCUUUCGCUGCCGCGUUCGUGGCUCCCCGCAGCCAGCUGUGAGCUGGUCUAAGGACGGGAGGCGCCUGGGCACUCCUAAUGCCCCGCGAGUGUGCGUGGAGGAGCAGGGUGAGGAGAGCUCGCUGUGCAUUCGUGCUGCGCGGCCUCGAGAUGGUGGCACCUACGAGGUGCGUGCUGAGAAUCCCCUGGGCGCUGCAAGCGCAGCGGCAGCGCUGGUGGUGGACUCCGAGGCCGAUGUGCCUAGCCCGCCUGGAGCCUCCACUGCCACGCUACUGGCUCACCUGCAGCAGCGCCGCGAGGCCAUGCGCGCAGAGGACGCCCGCACUGCACCACUGGUCACAGGCAUGCGCACCUGCACAGUGACUGAGGGCAAACACGCACGCCUCAGCUGCUAUGUGACGGGCGAGCCCAAGCCCGAGACGCUGUGGAAAAAGGACGGGCAGCCUGUUACCGAGGGCCGGCGCCACGCAGUGUAUGAAGAUGCACAGGAGAAUUUCGUGCUCAAGAUACUGUUCUGUAGGCCUGAGGACUGCGGCCUGUACACUUGUGCAGCAUCCAACCUGGUGGGCCAGACCUACAGCUCCGUACUGCUGGUCGUUCGAGAGCCCACCGUGCCCUUCCGGAAACGACUUCAGGACCUGGAGGUACGCGAGAAGGAGUCAGCCACAUUCCGAUGUGAGGUGCCACAGCCAGCCACUGAGGCUGCGUGGUUCAAGGAAGAGACACGGCUGUGGGCUGGAGCCAAGUAUGCCAUUGAAGCAGAGGGUGCAGAGCGGCGGCUGACCGUGCACAAUGCCUCAGCGGAUGAUGAUGCUGUGUACAUUUGCGAGACUGCGGAGGGCAGCCGCACCGUGGCCGAGCUUGCAGUCCGAGGCAACCUGACUCGAAAGCUUCCUCGGAAGACGGCGGUGCGCGUGGGGGACACAGCCAUUUUCUGUGUGGAGCUGGCUGGCCCAGAGGGCUCUGUCCGCUGGCUGUGGAACCAGGAGGAGGUUGUGGCCGGAGGCCGUGUGAGCAUCAGCAAUGAGGGCACCAGCCACACGCUGACCAUCUCCCAGUGUGGUCUGAGUGAUGCAGGGGAGGUAGCCUUUGUGGCCAACAGCUGCCGCACAUCCACACAGUUCUGUGUGUCAGCACCCAGGAGACCACCCUUGCAUCCCCCUGGAGACCCUGCUGUGCUGGCCAGGACCAAGAGUUCUGUGACCUUGAGCUGGUCCCCGCCACCCCAUGGGGACCGCGCCGUCCCCAUUGAUGGUUACCUGGUGGAGAAGAGAAGGCUUGGCACCUAUGCUUGGAGCCGUUGUCAUGAGGCAGAGUGGGUAGCCACACUGCCACUGACUGUGACUGGCGUGGCUGAGGAGGGCGACUUCCAGUUCCGGGUGUCAGCUAUCAACAGCUUUGGUCAGAGUCCCUAUCUCGAAUUUCCAGGGACGGUACACCUUGCUCCCCAGUUGGCCGUGAGGAUACCUCUACAGGCGGUGGAGGCAGUGGAGGGUGGCGAGGUCACCUUUUCUCUGGAACUCACAGUAGCUUCGGCGGGUCAGUGGUUCCUAGAUGGGGAGGCCCUGAAGGCCAGCAGGACGUGCCAGAUGCUGAGCAGUGGCCUCCGGCACGUGCUCACCCUCCAAGAGGUCCCCGCCAGCCUGCAUGGGUCUCAGCUUAAGUUUGUGGCUGAUGGUGUUGAAAGUAGCAUCUACCUGGAGGUCCGAGCAGCCCCAGAGCGGACUCCCCAUAAACCUGGAGCUGUAGCUGCCCGGGAGGUGCUGGCCCGGCUGCAUGAGGAGGCCCAGCUGCUGGCUGAGUUAUCUGACCAGGCUGCGACUGUGACAUGGCUGAAAGAUGGCCGUGAACUGGCCCCAGGUCCCAAAUAUGAGGUGCAGACCUCAGACAAGCGGCGACUGCUGCUGGUGCGUGAUGUGACACGGGACGAUGCUGGCCUAUAUGAAUGUGUCAGCCAUGGGAUUCGCCUCGCCUACCAGCUGUCUGUGCAAGGUCUGACAACUUUUCUGCACAAGGACUCAACAGGUGGCUGUGUGGAUGCCAUGGCUGGGGGUCAUGCCCAGUUUGAGUGUGAGACCUCAGAAGCCCAUGUGCCUGUGCGCUGGUACAAGGAUGGCUCAGAGCUGGGGAACUCUGGCCAGCGGUUCUCGCAGGAGGAUGAAGGCAGGCGGCACCGGCUGGUGGUGGCAUUGGUAUCCAGGCAGGAUGAGGGCACUUACUCCUGCCGUGUAGGUGGGGACGCUGUGGACUUCCAGCUCCGUGUUUCAGAAUCUCAAAAUGCAUUUGCAAAGGAGCAGGCGGCGCACAGCGAGGUGAAGACCGAGGCGGGGGCCAGCGCCACACUGAGCUGCGAGGUGGCCCAGGCGCAGACGCAGGUGGCGUGGUGCAAGGAUGGGAAGAAGCUGAGCUCGAGCUCUAGGGUGCGCGUGGAGGCCGCGGGCUGCACGCGGCGACUGGUGGUGCAGCAGGCGGGCACGGCGGACGCCGGGGAGUACAGCUGCGAGGCCGGGGGCCAGAGGGUCUCCUUCCGCCUGGACGUGGCAGAGCCCAAGGUGGUGUUUGCCAAGGAGCAGGCGGCGCACAGCGAGGUGAAGACCGAGGCGGGGGCCAGCGCCACACUGAGCUGCGAGGUGGCCCAGGCGCAGACGCAGGUGGCGUGGUGCAAGGAUGGGAAGAAGCUGAGCUCGAGCUCUAGGGUGCGCGUGGAGGCCGCGGGCUGCACGCGGCGACUGGUGGUGCAGCAGGCGGGCACGGCGGACGCCGGGGAGUACAGCUGCGAGGCCGGGGGCCAGAGGGUCUCCUUCCGCCUGGACGUGGCAGAGCCCAAGGUGGUGUUUGCCAAGGAGCAGGCGGCGCACAGCGAGGUGAAGACCGAGGCGGGGGCCAGCGCCACACUGAGCUGCGAGGUGGCCCAGGCGCAGACGCAGGUGGCGUGGUGCAAGGAUGGGAAGAAGCUGAGCUCGAGCUCUAGGGUGCGCGUGGAGGCCGCGGGCUGCACGCGGCGACUGGUGGUGCAGCAGGCGGGCACGGCGGACGCCGGGGAGUACAGCUGCGAGGCCGGGGGCCAGAGGGUCUCCUUCCGCCUGGACGUGGCAGAGCCCAAGGUGGUGUUUGCCAAGGAGCAGGCGGCGCACAGCGAGGUGAAGACCGAGGCGGGGGCCAGCGCCACACUGAGCUGCGAGGUGGCCCAGGCGCAGACGCAGGUGGCGUGGUGCAAGGAUGGGAAGAAGCUGAGCUCGAGCUCUAGGGUGCGCGUGGAGGCCGCGGGCUGCACGCGGCGACUGGUGGUGCAGCAGGCGGGCACGGCGGACGCCGGGGAGUACAGCUGCGAGGCCGGGGGCCAGAGGGUCUCCUUCCGCCUGGACGUGGCAGAGCCCAAGGUGGUGUUUGCCAAGGAGCAGGCGGCGCACAGCGAGGUGAAGACCGAGGCGGGGGCCAGCGCCACACUGAGCUGCGAGGUGGCCCAGGCGCAGACGCAGGUGGCGUGGUGCAAGGAUGGGAAGAAGCUGAGCUCGAGCUCUAGGGUGCGCGUGGAGGCCGCGGGCUGCACGCGGCGACUGGUGGUGCAGCAGGCGGGCACGGCGGACGCCGGGGAGUACAGCUGCGAGGCCGGGGGCCAGAGGGUCUCCUUCCGCCUGGACGUGGCAGAGCCCAAGGUGGUGUUUGCCAAGGAGCAGGCGGCGCACAGCGAGGUGAAGACCGAGGCGGGGGCCAGCGCCACACUGAGCUGCGAGGUGGCCCAGGCGCAGACGCAGGUGGCGUGGUGCAAGGAUGGGAAGAAGCUGAGCUCGAGCUCUAGGGUGCGCGUGGAGGCCGCGGGCUGCACGCGGCGACUGGUGGUGCAGCAGGCGGGCACGGCGGACGCCGGGGAGUACAGCUGCGAGGCCGGGGGCCAGAGGGUCUCCUUCCGCCUGGACGUGGCAGCAGAGCCCAAGGUGGUGUUUGCCAAGGAGCAGGCGGCGCACAGCGAGGUGAAGACCGAGGCGGGGGCCAGCGCCACACUGAGCUGCGAGGUGGCCCAGGCGCAGACGCAGGUGGCGUGGUGCAAGGAUGGGAAGAAGCUGAGCUCGAGCUCUAGGGUGCGCGUGGAGGCCGCGGGCUGCACGCGGCGACUGGUGGUGCAGCAGGCGGGCACGGCGGACGCCGGGGAGUACAGCUGCGAGGCCGGGGGCCAGAGGGUCUCCUUCCGCCUGGACGUGGCAGAGCCCAAGGUGGUGUUUGCCAAGGAGCAGGCGGCGCACAGCGAGGUGAAGACCGAGGCGGGGGCCAGCGCCACACUGAGCUGCGAGGUGGCCCAGGCGCAGACGCAGGUGGCGUGGUGCAAGGAUGGGAAGAAGCUGAGCUCGAGCUCUAGGGUGCGCGUGGAGGCCGCGGGCUGCACGCGGCGACUGGUGGUGCAGCAGGCGGGCACGGCGGACGCCGGGGAGUACAGCUGCGAGGCCGGGGGCCAGAGGGUCUCCUUCCGCCUGGACGUGGCAGAUACAGAGUCUGAAGUUCCUGGAGCUCCUGGGAGCCGGGGUCACAGGGAACCUGUUGUGGUCAGAGAGCACGAGGACAUCAUCCUGACAGCCACGCUGGCCACUCCAUCUGCGGCCAUGGUGGCCUGGCUCAAGGAUGGCGUGGAGAUUCGCCGCAGCCAGCGGCACACUAUGGCCAGCCUAGGGGACACCCACUCCCUGACUGUGCGAGGUGCCCAGGUGCUGGAUAGUGCGGUCUACAGCUGUCGCGUUGGUGCCACAGGCCAGGACUUUGUCGUGCAGGUGCAAGAGGUGGCUGCCACGUUCCUCCGACCACUGGUGCCCAUGAGCGGUGAGCUGGGCGGCUCUGUGACACUGGCCUGUGAGCUGAGUGUCCCGCAGGCCCAGGUAGUAUGGCGUUGCGGGGAUAUGCAGCUGCGGCCUGGUAGGCGCUUCCAGAUGGAGGCUGUGGGGCUCCUGCGCACCCUCACCGUGUCGGGCCUGCGCCCUGAGGACGCGGGCGAGUAUGUGUGUGAGACCCGUGACGACCGCACUAGAGCGAGCUUGUCAGUUUGCGUGCCACGUGUGGUCAAGUUUACAUCCCAGCUGAGCGCAGCAGUCGCUGAGGAGGGCAGUGAGGCCACCUUCCAGUGUGUGGUGUCCCCAGAGGAUGCAGCCGUCACCUGGUACCACAACGGCACCGCACUGCAGCCAGGCGAGAAGGUGGUCAUCUCGCGGAGUGGCGCAGUGCACAGCCUGACCAUCUCUGGCCUGACCCUUGGGGAUGCGGGCCAGAUCUCCGCAGAGGCAGAGGGCAUCUCUACCGCUGCCAGUCUGAGAGUCCGAGAGGCUCCAGUACUGUUCAGAAAGAAGCUGGCAGCACAGACAGUAGAGGAGCGGACUCCAGUGACGCUGGAGGUGGAGCUGUCACGGCCAUGGCCGCAAGUGAAGUGGACUCGGAACGCAGUGGUCCUGGUGCCUGGCGAGAAUGUGGAGAUCCUAGCCGAGGGUGUGCACCACCGCCUGCGGCUGCACUGUGUGAGCUAUGAGGACCGUGGCUUCUAUGGCUGUGAGACGCAGGACGACAAGACCCAGGCCAAACUCAGCGUGGAGAUGCGCCAGGUGCGGCUGGUCUGUGGCUUGCAGGCAGUGGAGGUUCUGGAGCAGGGCUCAGUCACCUUCCAGGUGGAGUUGUCCCACGCUGAUGUGGAGGGCAGCUGGACACGGGACGGCCUGCGGCUGCAGCCAGGACCCACCUGCCAGAUCGUGGUGCAUGGCCCCACCCACACCCUGACACUGUUGGAGCUGCGGCCACAGGAUGGGGGCCUGGUGGCCUUCAGGGCUGAGGGUGUGCACACCUCGGCUCGGCUCGUUGUCACUGAGCUGCCUGUGCACUUCAGCCGCCCGCUGCAGGAUGUUGUGGCUGCUGAGAAGGACAAGGUCACACUGGAAUGCGAGUUGUCACGACCCAAUGUCACUGUGCACUGGCUGAAGGAUGGCGUGGAGUUGCGAGCAGGAAAGGCUGUGGGCAUUGUGGCCCAAGGUACCUGCAGGAGCCUCACUGUGUACUCCUGUGAGCGUGGGGACCAGGGUGUGUACGUGUGUGAUGCCGGGGAUGCCCAGACCUCCGCCUCUCUGAAGGUGCAAGGGAGGACCCAUACCCUCAUCUUUCGGAAGGUUGUGGCAGAAGAUGUAGGACAGAUCAGAUUUGUAGCCGAAAGUGCAGAGUCUCGUGCCCAGCUCCGAGUGAAAGAACUGCCAGUGACUCUGGUGCGCCCGCUGCGGGACAAGAUUGCUAUGGAGCGGCACCGUGGUGUGCUUGAGUGCCAGCUGUCUCGGGCCAGUGCGCAGGUGCGGUGGUUUAAGGGGCAUGAGGAACUGCAGCCAGGCGCCAAGUAUGACAUGGUCAGUGAUGGUGUGUACCGCAAGCUGGUCAUCAGGGAUGUGCAGCCAGAGGACGAAGACACCUACACUUGUGAUGCUGGUGACGUGCAGACCAGUGCCCAGUUCUUUGUGGAAGAGCAGUCCAUUAGCAUCGUGCGGGGCCUGCAGGACGUGACUGUGAUGGAACCGGCCCCCGCCUGGUUUGAGUGUGAGAUCUCCAUCCCUUCGGUGCGGCCACCCAAGUGGCUUUUGGGCCAGACAGUGCUGCAGGCAGGCCCAAACGUGGGCCUGGAGCAGGAAGGCACCGUGCACCGGCUGACUCUGCAUCGCACCUGCUCCACCAUGACUGGGCCUGUGCACUUCACUCUUGGCAAGGCCCGCUGCUCUGCACACCUUGUGGUCUUGGACAUCCCAGUAGUGCUUGUGCGGCCACUGGAGCCCAAGGUGGGACGGGAGCUGCAGUCUGUGGUUCUGUCAUGUGACUUCAGGCCGGCCCCCAAGGCCGUGCAGUGGUACAAGGAGGACGCACCCCUCACUCCAUCUGACAAGUUCAAGAUGAGGCUAGAGGGCCAGAUGGCUGAGCUGCGUGUCCUGCGGCUCACGCCUGCUGAUGCCGGUGUAUACCGAUGCCAGGCGGGCAGUGCCCAGAGCAGUGCUGUAGUCACUGUAGAAGCACGAGAGGUGACGGUGACACAGCCGCUGCAGGACACAGUGGCCACAGAGGAGGGCCGGGCCUGCUUCUUGCUGGAGUUGUCGCACGAGGAUGAGGAGGUUGAGUGGUCACUCAACGGGGUGACUCUGUGCAGCGAUAGUUUCCAUGAGGUCAGCCAUGAGGGCCGCCGACACAUGUUGGUGUUGAAGAGCGUGCGUCAGGCCAAUGCAGGCACUGUGUGUGCCUUCUCCCCCAGGGUGUCAGCCUUCGCUCGCCUGGAGGUCAGAGCAAAGCCAGUGGUGUUCCUGCGUGCGUUGGACGAUGUAUCGGCAGAAGAGCACGGCACGUUGACCCUGCAAUGCGAGGUGUCCAGCCCUGAGGCCUGCGUUGUGUGGAGCAAAGAUGGCGUGGAGCUAGGCCCCAGUGACAAGCGUGACUUCCUGCAGACGGCUGGCACAAGGGGGCUGGUGUUGCAUGACCUGAGCUGCGAGGAUGCUGGCGUGUAUGCCUGCCGUGUGGGCACUGAGGAGACCCGGGCCCAUGUCAGUGUACAUGACCUCCUCGUGGGCAUCACCAAAAGGCUGAAGACGACAGAGGUGCUGGCUGGGGAGAGUUGCAGCUUCGAGUGCAUUCUGUCCCACGAGAGUCCCAAGGAGCGAGCCAAGUGGACAAUCGGCGGGAAGACAGUGGGCAGCUCUGGCCGCUUCCAGGCUGCCUGCCAGGGCCGCAAAUAUACCCUAGUGGUCAAGGAGGCCACCCCCAGUGACGCCGGAGAGGUGGUUUUCUCUGUACGGGGCCUCACCUCUAAGGCCUCGCUCAUCGUCAGAGAGCGGCCCGUGGACUUCAUGAAGGCCUUAGAGGACCACCAUGCUGUGCCAGGGGAGGACGUGGUGCUGAGCUGUGAGCUGUCACGUGCAGGUGCUUCGGUGCGCUGGCUGAAGGACGGGAAAGCUGUCCGCCAGAGCCAGAAGUACAAUGUACUCCGUGAGGGUGCCAGGGCCAUGCUGGUCAUCCGGGGGGCCUCAGCUCAGGACUCUGGCACCUACACGUGUGAGGCUGAGGCUUCUCGGACGUCGGCUAGCCUUCGUGUGGAAGAGAAGGGAAACAGAUUCACGGAGGAGCUUGCUGACCUGCAAGCAGAGGAGCAGGGCACAGCUAUGUUCACGUGUAAGACAGAGAGGCCAGCCACCCGGGUGACCUGGCGCAAGGGCCUGAUGGAGCUGCGGGCCUCGGGCAAGCACACACCCAGCCAGGAGGGCCUCACUCUGACCCUCACCAUCAACUCCCUGGAAAAGGCUGACAGCGACACCUACAUCUGUGACAUUGGUCAGGCCCGGACGCAGGCACGGCUCAUGGUACAAGGCCAGAAGGUGCUCAUCACCGAAGACCUGGAGGACGCUGAAGUGCAGGAGGGCUCCUCGGCUACCUUCUCUUGUCGUAUCUCCCCUGCUGACUACGAGCCUGUGCGCUGGUUCCUGGACAAGACGCCCCUGCAUGCCAAUGAGCUCAAUGAGAUAGAGGUCCAGCCUGGGGGCUACCAUGUGCUCACCCUGCGGCAGCUGGCACUCAAGGACUCGGGCACUGUCUACUUUGAGGCAGGAGACCAGCGGACCUCAGCUGCCCUACGGGUCACUGAGAAGCCAAGCAUCUUCUCCCGGGAGCUCAUAGAUGCUACAGUCACAGAGGGUGAGGACCUGACUCUGUGCUGUGAGACCACGACACCGGUUAGCCCUGUGCGCUGGACCAAGGAUGGGAAGACCUUGCGGCCAUCGGCAAGGUGCCAGCUGAACUAUGAAGGCCGCCGGGCCCAGCUGACCAUUGUGGACACUACCCUGCAGGAUGGCGGGCGCUACAAGUGUGAGGCAGGGGGUGCCUCCAGCAGCUCCAUCGUCAGGAUCCAUGCCCGGCCUGUGCAGUUCCAGGAGGUGCUGAAGGAUCUGGAGGUGCUGGAGGGUGGUGCUGCUACACUGCGCUGCACGUUGUCAGCGGUGGCUGCGCCUGUGCAGUGGCGCCGUGGAGAUGAUGUCCUGAGGCCCUGCAGCAAAUAUGGUCUGCGCCAGGAGGGUACUGUGUUGGAGCUGGUGGUGCGGGACCUGCAGCCACAGGACAGUGGGCAGUUUUCCUGCUCUGUCAGAGAUCAAGUUACCUCAGCUACCCUCACUGUGAAGGCCCUGCCUGCCCAGUUUGUAGGAAAACUGAGAAACAGGACGGCCACGGAGAGCGCCACGGCCACGCUACGUUGUGAGCUGAGCAAGGUGGCCCCUGUGGAAUGGAGGAAGGGGUCAGAGACACUCAGAGAUGGGAACAGACACAGCCUGAGGCAGGAGGGGACCCUGUGUGAGCUGCACAUCUGUGACCUGGCCUUGGAGGAUGCUGGAGAGUACAUGUGUGUGUGUGGGCAGGAGAGGACCUCGGCCACGCUGAGUGUCACGGCCCUGCCUGCCCAUUUCAUAGGAAGUCUGAGAAGUAAGGAGGCCACGGAAGGGGCCACGGCCAUGCUGCGUUGUGAACUGAGCAAGGCAGCCCCUGUGAAAUGGAGGAAGGGGUCAGAGACCAUCAAAGACGGGGCCAGACACAGCCUGAGGCAGGAGGGGACUGUGUGUGAGCUGCACAUCUGUGACCUGGCCUUGGAGGAUGCUGGAGAGUACACGUGUGUGUGUGGGCAGGAGAGGACCUCGGCCAUGCUCAGUGUCACAGCACUGCCUGCCAAGUUCACAAAGGGUCUGAGGAAUGAAAAGGCCACAGAAGGGGCCAUGGCCACGCUACAUUGUGAGCUGAGCAAGGUGGCCCCAGUGGAAUGGAGGAAGGGGUCAGAGACACUCAGAGAUGGGAACAGACACAGCCUGAGGCAGGAGGGGACCGUGUGUGAGCUGCACAUCCGUGACCUGGCCUUGGAGGAUGCUGGAGAGUACAUGUGUGUGUGUGGGCAGGAGAGGACCUCGGCCACACUCAGCAUCAGGGCCCUGCCCACCAAGUUCAUGAAGGGUCUGAAGAAUGAAGAGGCCACAGAAGGGGCCAUGGCCAUGCUGCGUUGUGAGCUGAGCAAGGUGGCCCCAGUGGAAUGGAGGAAGGGGUCAGAGACACUCAGAGAUGGGAACAGACACAGCCUGAGGCAGGAGGGGACCGUGUGUGAGCUGCACAUCCGUGACCUGGCCUUGGAGGAUGCUGGAGAGUACACGUGUGUGUGUGGGCAGGAGAGGACCUCGGCCACGCUCAGCAUCAGGGCACUGCCUGCCAAGUUCACAAAGGGUCUGAGGAAUGAAAAGGCCACAGAAGGGGCGACGGCCACGCUGCGUUGUGAGCUGAGCAAGGUGGCCCCAGUGGAAUGGAGGAAGGGGUCAGAGACACUCAGAGAUGGGAACAGACACAGCCUGAGGCAGGAGGGGACCGUGUGUGAGCUGCACAUCCGUGACCUGGCCUUGGAGGACGCUGGAGAGUACAUGUGUGUGUGUGGGCAGGAGAGGACCUCGGCCACGCUCAGCAUCAGGGCACUGCCUGCCAAGUUCACAAAGGGUCUGAGGAAUGAAAAGGCCACAGAAGGGGCCACGGCCACACUGCGUUGUGAGCUGAGCAAGGUGGCCCCUGUGGCAUGGAGGAAGGGGUCAGAGACACUCAGAGAUGGGAACAGACACAGCCUGAGGCAGGAGGGGACCGUGUGUGAGCUGCACAUCCGUGACCUGGCCUUGGAGGAUGCUGGAGAGUACAUGUGUGUGUGUGGGCAGGAGAGGACCUCGGCCACGCUCAGCAUCAGGGCCCUGCCCACCAAGUUCAUGAAGGGUCUGAAGAAUGAAGAGGCCACAGAAGGGGCCAUGGCCAUGCUGCGUUGUGAGCUGAGCAAGGUGGCCCCAGUGGAAUGGAGGAAGGGGUCAGAGACACUCAGAGAUGGGAACAGACACAGCCUGAGGCAGGAGGGGACCGUGUGUGAGCUGCACAUCCGUGACCUGGCCUUGGAGGAUGCUGGAGAGUACACGUGUGUGUGUGGGCAGGAGAGGACCUCGGCCACGCUCAGCAUCAGGGUUCCCCAGGCUGUCUUCCGGGAGCCCCUACAAGACCUGCAAGCUGAGGAAGGCUCUACAGCUGUGCUGCGGUGUGAGCUGGCCACCAGUGCCACUGUGGUCUGGAAUAAAGGUGGCUUGGAGGUGCUGGCAGAUACACGCCGGGAGCAACGGCUUCAGGGCUGCACGGCUGAGCUGGUACUGCGGGACCUGCGCCGAGAGGAUGCGGGCGAGUACACUUGCGUCUGUGGCUCCCAAGCCACCAGUGCCACACUGGCUGUCACAGCUGCACCUGUGCGGUUCUUGCGAGAGCUACAGGCCCAGGAGGUGGACGAGGGGGCCACGGCACACCUGUGCUGUGAACUGAGCCGGGCUGACGUGAGUGUAGAGUGGCGCAAGGGCACACUGCAGCUUUUCCCAUGUGCCAAGUACCAGCUGGCCCAGGAGGGCACAGCUGCAAAGCUGCUGGUGCGUGGAGUUGAGCAGGAAGAUGCAGGUGACUACACCUGUGACGCGGGGCCCACCAGCAGCACUGCUAGCCUCGUGGUCCGUGCCCCCAGGCCCAAGUUCAAGACACGGCUGCAGAGUGUGGAGGCAGAGGUAGGUGGUGAGGCCCGGUUGUGCUGCCAGCUGAGCGAACCUGAGGUUGGCCCUGUACAGUGGCUCAAGGAGGGCACGGAACUGCAUGCCAGCCCAAAAUUUGAGAUCUACCGCGAUGGGGCCACCUGCGAGCUAUUGAUCCAUGGGCUUGAGGCCAAGGACACCGGCGAGUACAGCUGCUUGGUGGGUGGCCAGAAGACUACUGCCUCCCUCAGGGUCACAGAACCUGAAGUGAGCAUCGUGCGUGGGCUGGCCGACGCUGAGGUCCAGGCUGACGAAGAUGUAGAGUUCAGUUGCGAGCUGUCCCGGUCAGGGGCCAGGGACGUGCAGUGGUGUCUCCAGGGCCUGCCACUACAGAGCAAUGAGGUGACUGAGGUGACUGUGCGAGGAGGCCGCACCCACGUGCUCCAGCUGAGGGGUGUGACCCCUGAAGAUGCCGGCACUGUCUCCUUCCACGUGGGGGUGCACAUGUCCUCCGCCCAGCUCACUGUGCGAGCCCCUGAGGUGACCAUCCUGGAGCCCCUGCAGGAUAUGCAGCUCUGUGAGGGCCAGGACGCCCACUUCCGAUGCCGGCUGUCCAGAGCCUCUGGCCACGAGGCCCACUGGUCCUUGGGAGGAGUGCCCCUACAGGCCAAUGAGAUGAAUGACAUCACUGUGGAACAGGGUGUGCUGCACCUGCUUACCUUGCAUAAGGUGACCGCUGAGGAUGCUGGGACUGUCAGUUUCCAGGUGGGCUCCUGCAGCUCCGAGGCCCAGUUGAAGGUCACAGCCAAGAACACGGUGGUGCGGGGCCUGGAGAACGUGGAGGCCCCUGAGGGCGGAGAGGCGCUGUUCGAGUGCCAGCUGUCCCAGCCUGAGGUGGCUGCGCAGACCUGGCUCCUGGAUGAUGAGCCGGUGCACACCUCGGACAGUGCCGAGGUGGUCUAUUUCGAAGGCGGCCUGCGCCACCUGCUGCUGCUCAAAAACCUGCACCCACGGGACAGCUGUCGUGUGACCUUCCUGGCCGGGGACCUCGUGUCCUCUGCUUUCCUCACUGUCCGAGGUUGGCGCCUGGAGUUCCUGGAGACCCCACAAGAUGUGGUGGUGACCACCGGUGCGCAGGCCCACUUUAACUGCAUGCUCAGUGAGCCUGUGCCUGUGGGUGAGGCCAGCUGGUACCUGGAAGGCACCACUUUGCAGCCAGACGACCCCGACUGGACAGUCACAGCUGACGGCAGCCACCACAGCCUGCUGCUGCACCACGCCCAGCCGCAUCAUGCUGGGGAAGUCACCUUCGCCGCCCGGGAUGCUGUGGCUUCUGCUCGGCUCUCUGUACUGAGCCUCCCUGACCCCCCAGAGGAUGCUGAAGUGGUGGGGCGCAGCGGCCGAUCUGUGACGCUCUCCUGGGUAGCCCCCACAAGUGAUGGCGGGGGUGGUCUCUGUGGCUAUCGUGUGGAAAUGAAGCAGGGAACCACUGGUCAGUGGCAUUUGUGCCAUGAGUUGGUGCCUGGACCUGAGUGUGUGGUGGAUGGCCUGUCCCCUGGGGAGACCUACCGCUUCCGUGUGGCAGCCGUGGGUCCUGCGGGUACCGGAGAACCAGUGCACCUGCCCCAGACUGUCCAGCUGGCUUGUGCCCUGCCCUGCGUGGGGUCUCCUACAGAGCCGGAGCCAGCUUGUCCUCUAGCUCCUGAGAGUCGGCAUGUGGCUGCCGGCGAGGACGUCUGUCUGGAGCUGGAGAUGGCGGUCGAGGCUGGUGAUGUGGUCUGGCAUAAGGGUUCGGAGCGCAUCCAGCCUGAUGGGCGCUUUGAGGUGGUCUCCCGAGGUCGGCAACAGAAGCUAGUCAUCAAGGGCUUCAGGGCUGAGGACCAGGGGCAGUACAGCUGCAGCCCUGCCAGCAGUCCGACUCCUACUGCCAGCACCUCUUUCCAGGUGGUGCUGGCUGCAAACUCUGGGGCCGAAGCCCUGGCACAGCCUAGCCUGCCUCCUGAGGCUGCCCAGGAAGGUGACCUGCACCUGCUGUGGGAGGCCUUGGCCCGGAAGCGCCGCAUGAGCCGUGAGCCCACUCUGGAUUCCAUCAGUGAGCUUCCUGAGGAGGACACCCACCUGCAGCUCCUGCGACAAGGGGCCGAGGAGGCAGCUCCUGACCUCUCGGAGGACUACUCCACGGCUGACGAGCUAGCUCGCACUGGCGAGGCUGACCUCUCCCAUACCAGCUCAGAUGAUGAAUCCCGUGCAGGCACCCCGUCCCUUGUCACCUACCUGAAGAGGGCUGGGAAGCCGGGAGUCUCACCGCUGGCCAGUGAGGUUGGGACCCCAGAAGUCCCCUCUGCGAAGCCACAGAAGCCGCAAGAGCCAUCACCCGCAGAGCAGCUGCUCCAGGGAGGCCAGAGUGGUCCCCGUCUGGAUGAGGCAGCUGUAAAGAUUCAGGCUGCCUUCAAGGGUUACAAAGUCCGGAAAGAGAUGAGGCAGCAGGAAGGGCCCACAUUCUCCCGCACUUUUGGGGAUACUCAGGCACAGGCAGGGGAUGUCUUGCACCUGGAGUGUGUGGUGGCCAGCAAGGCAGAGGUGCGGGCCUGCUGGCUAAAGGAUGGUGUGGAGUUGACUGAUGGGCGGCACCACCACAUUGACCAGCUGGCUGAUGGCACUUGCUCAUUGCUAGUCACUGGCCUGGGCCACACAGACGCUGGCUGUUACACCUGCCAGGUGAGCAGCAAGUUUGGGCAGGUGGCCCACAGUGCCUGUGUUGUGGUCAGCGGGACAGAAAGUGAGGCGGAGAGCUCCUCGGGGAGUGAGCUGGAUGAUGCCUUCCGCCGGGCUGCCCGGCGGCUGCAUCGGCUCUUCCGCACCAAGGGUCCGGCUGAAGUUUCGGAUGAGGAACUCUUCCUGAGUGCGGAUGAGGGCCCAGCUGAGCCAGAGGAGCCGGCCGACUGGCAGACAUAUCGAGAGGAUGAACACUGCGUAUGCAUCCGUUUUGAGGCCCCCGCUGAAGCCCAGCAGGCUGUCAGCCGCUUCCGGGAGAUGUUUGCAGCGAUGGGUAUUGGUGUGGAGAUCAGCCUGGUGGAGCAGGGCCCCCGGGGUGUGGAGAUGCGCAUUGGAAAGGUGGCCUCCACCCCCGGGGCACCCCUAGAGCCAGCACCUGGCCUUCUGCCUGCUGAUACUGCCCCUGUGUUUCUGACGGAGCUGCAGAACCAAGAGGUACAGGACGGUUAUCCUGUGAGCUUCGACUGUGUGGUGAGGGGCCAGCCGAUGCCCAGCGUACGCUGGUUCAAGGAUGGAAAGCUGCUGGAGGAGGAUGACCACUAUAUGAUCAACGAGGACCAGCAGGGCGGCCACCAGCUCAUCAUCACAGCUGUGGUGCCAGCAGACAUGGGUGUCUACCGCUGCCUGGCUGAGAACAGCGUGGGUGUUUCUUCCACCAAGGCUGAGCUCCGUGUGGACUUGACCAGCACAGACUACGACACUGCAGCCGAUGCUACAGAGACCUCGUCCUACUUCAGUGCCCAGGGCUACCUGUCCAGCCGGGAGCAGGAGGGGACAGAGUCGGAUGAGGGGCAGUUGCCCCAGGUGGUGGAGGAGCUGAGGGACCUGCAGGUAGCCCCAGGCACACGCAUGGCCAAGUUCCAGCUCAAGGUGAAAGGCUACCCAGCACCCAGGGUGUACUGGUUCAAGGAUGGGCAGCCCCUGUCCGCGUCUGCCCACAUCCGCAUGGCUGACAAGAAGACGGUGCACACACUAGAGGUGCUGUCUGUGGCACGGGAAGACGCUGGCCAGUACGCAGCCUACAUCAGCAACACCCUGGGUGCCGCCUACUCCUCUGCCCGGCUGCUGGUCCGAGGCCCUGAUGAGCCCGAGGAGAAGCAAGAAUCAGCUGAGCCUGAGCAGAUGGAGCCUCCCCGGAUCCUGGAGAGGUUCACACCCAAGACAGUGAAACGACACUCGAGUGUGACUUUCUCUGUGAAGGUAGCAGGACACCCGGCCCCUGCCGUACACUGGCUCCGGGAGGAGGCCGAGAGGGGCGUGCUGUGGAUUGGCCCUGACUCACCAGGCUACACUGUGGCCAGUUCUGCCCAGCGGCACAGCCUGGUCCUGCUGGAUGUGGGCCGGCAGCAUCAGGGCACCUAUACCUGCAUUGCCACCAACACUGCUGGCCAGGCCCUCUGCUCUGCUAGCCUGCAUGUCUCAGGCCUGGCCAAGGAAGAGGAGCAGGAGAAGGUGAAGGAGACCCUCAUCUCCACAUUCCUGCAGGGGACGACCCAAGCCAUCUCGGCACAGAUGCUAGAAGCUGGGCCUGUAGCUGACCUCGCUGGGCAAAAGAAAGGAGAGCCCCUGGUAGCCGAGGAGGUGGGCAGUUCCCUGUCCCUGGCCGAGGUGGGCACGGAGGAGUUCCUGAGGAAACUGACCUCCCAGAUAACUGAGAUGGUGUCUGCCAAGAUCUCGCAGGCCAAGCUGCAGGUGCCCGGGGGUGACAGUGAUGAGGAGUGCAAGACGCCAUCUGCAUCCCCCCGGCAUGGCCGGUCACGGCCGUCUUCCAGCGUCCAGGAAUCCUCCUCUGAGUCAGAGGACAGCGACUCUCGUGGUGAGAUUUUCGACAUCUUUGUGGUCACGGCUGACUACCUGCCCCUGGGAGCUGAACAGGAUGCCAUCGCGCUCCGGGAGGGUCAAUAUGUGGAGGUUCUGGACUCUGCCCACCCGUUGCGCUGGCUUGUGCGCACCAAGCCCACCAAAUCUAGCCCUUCCCGGCAGGGUUGGGUGUCGCCUGCCUACCUGGAUAAGAGACUCAAGCUGUCACCAGAGUGGGGGACCCCUGAGUCUCCUGAGUUCCCCGGUGAGGUCAUGUCAGAAGCUGAAUACAAGACAAAGCUGAGCUCUGUGAUCCAGGAGCUGCUGAGCUCAGAACAGGCCUUCCUGGAGGAACUGCAGUUCCUGCAGAGCCACCACAUGCGGCACCUAGAGCAGAGUCCCCACGUGCCCCCCACUGUGGCCAGCCAGAAGGCCAUCCUCUUCCGUAACAUGCGGGACAUCAGCCGAUUCCAUAGCAGCUUUCUGCAGGAGCUGCAGCGCUGCGACACAGACGACGACGUGGCCAUGUGCUUCAUCAGGAACCAGGAGGCAUUUGAGCAAUAUCUGGAGUUCCUGGUGGGCCGCGUGCAGGCUGAGUCGGUGAUGGUCAGCACAGCUGUCCAGGAGUUCUUCAAGAAAUACACAGAGGAAGUACUGAUCGCUGGGGACCCCUCGCAGCCGCCCCCACUGCCUUUGCAACACUAUCUGGAGCAGCCAGUAGCCCGGGUGCAGCGUUACCAAGCCCUGCUGAAGGAGUUGAUCCGGAACAAGGCCCGGAACAGGCAGAACUGCGCGCUGCUGGAGCAGGCGUACGCUGUGGUGUCAGCCUUGCCUCAGCGUGCAGAGAACAAGCUGCAUGUGUCCCUCAUUGAGAAUUACCCAGGCACACUGGAGGCACUGGGCGAGCCGAUCCGCCAGGGCCACUUCAUUGUGUGGGAAGGGGCACCAGGAGCCCGCAUGCCCUGGAAGGGCCACAACCGCCAUGUCUUCCUCUUCCGCAACUACCUGGUGAUCUGCAAGCCCCGGCGGGACCCCCGCGUGGAUGCUUCUAGCUACGUCUUCCGGACCAUGAUGAAGCUGAGCAACAUUGACCUGAAUGACCAGGUGGAGGGUGAUGACCGUGCUUUUGAGGUCUGGCAUGAGCGGGAGGACUCAGUGCGCAAGUACCUGCUACAGGCACGCACUGUCAUCAUCAAGAGCUCCUGGGUGAAGGAGAUCUGUGGCAUCCAGCAGCGCCUGGCCCUGCCUGUGUGGCGGGCCCCAGAUUUCGAAGAAGAGCUGGCUGACUGCACUGCUGAACUGGGGGAGACGGUCAAACUGGCUUGCCGGGUGACAGGCACGCCCAAGCCUGUGGUGAGCUGGUACAAAGAUGGGAGACCAGUGGAUGUGGACCCUCACCACAUCCUCAUCGAGGACCCUGACGGCUCCUGCACCCUCAUCCUGGACAACCUGGCUGGCGGGGACUCUGGCCAGUACAUGUGCUUUGCGGCCAGCGCUGCCGGCAAUGCUAGCACCCUGGGCAAGAUCCUGGUGCAAGUCCCUCCACGGUUUGUGAGCAAUGUCCGGGCCGUGCCCUUUGUGGAGGAAGAGGACGCCCAGUUCACAUGCACCAUCGAGGGUGCUCCCUACCCCCAGAUCAGGUGGUACAAGGAUGGAGUCCUGCUGACCACGGGCAGCAAGUACCAGAUGCUGAGUGACUCACGCAGUGGGGUGCUGGUGCUGACCAUCCGGGCUGCGAGCAAGGAGGACCUAGGGCGUUAUGAGUGUGAGCUGGUAAACCGGCUGGGUGUGGCACGCAGCAGUGGUGAUCUAUGCCUGCAGAGCCCAGCGCUGCGAGCCUGGGACCAGCGCCGUUGGGAGCCAAUGAUGGCAGCUGUGGAAGUCACUGAGCAGGAGACUAAAGUCCCCAAGAAAACCGUCAUCAUAGAGGAGACCAUCACCACCGUGGUGAAGAGCCCGCGUGGCCGGCGACGGUCUCCCAGCAAGUCCCCCUCCCGCUCUCCUUCCCGCCGCUCUGCCAGCCCAUCUAGGCCAGGCCUGCUGGCCGCUGAAUCGCCACCCUUGCCGGGGCCCGGGGCAGGGCCGGGCUGGAAGCCCACAGUGCCAGCGCUGUUCGUGACAGAGGCCGAGGCCCAGCCUGCAACCCUGCCUGGGGGUGUCCGGCCCCAAUCCCAGUGGGUGGAGGUGGAGGAAACCAUCGAGGUGUGCGUGAAGAAGACAGGUCCCCAGGAAGGGGACCCCAACUCCAACAACUCCAACAACAAGCUGCUGGCCCCGGGCCCAGCCGUGGUGUACGGCUCCAGUCAGCCCCUCGUUCUGUGUGUGGAUGCUGAGGGCAGUGUGCAGGGGGCCACUCCAGGCACAGGUGUCCCUGCACCCGAGAUGGAUACUCCGCUAGAGGAAGAAAGUGACAGGGAAGGGGAAGGGGAGAACUGGGAUACCAGCAGGCCCUGGAGCUGGGACUCCAAGAUCCUUAAGCGUGACGGCUGCGUGCUGACCCUGGCAGACCUGGAGGACUAUGUGCCCCAGGCUGGGGAGACCUUUGGCCGCCAUGGCGCGGAGCCCUGUGCCUGUGACGACCCACCCUGCGAGGUGGCCGUGGUUCAGCAUGAGAUCACGGAGCCCACCGUGGGGCAGCCUGUGCUGCUGAACCUGGGCCACCCACUGGGUUCUGCCUUUAGGCCUGGGCCACGGGACCACUGGGCCCAGGGCAUCUCCCCUGUUGGGCCCCAGGCGCCACGUUGUUUCCAUAGUGGCCAAGCCAGCUUCAAGACGGAGGUCUCUACCCAGGUGGUCGGCUUCGGGGCCGUGGGUGAGACGGUCACUGUUCACAUAGCGCCCGGCAGGGAUAGCGACCCCUGCCCCUCACGCCCUGGCCUGUGAGGUCCCAGAAGCCCCUGUCUUACCUGGCAUGUGUGCUCAGACCUCGGGACUUACUUUUCCACACCUGGGGCUCCCUGCUCUCUGCCGGGCCCUCCUACCUCAUUGGACUUGCUCUUCCGCCAUAAGACUGGGCCAUGUCCACAAAGUAGAGAAGCCAGGGCUGCUUCCUCCUGGCCUGGGCCUGUUCCCUGUGGGUGCUGUCCAAGCUGCCAGGCCUGGCCAAGCCUUGGACUGAGAUCCUGAGGGGCGCUUCUCCAAGCCCUAGCUCCACAGGGUGGGUGUGGGUCUGGGUCUGGGUGUGGGAAGACCCUCGUGUUGGCCUCAAUAAUGAAAAUAAACCUGCGCCUGGC
Ochotona curzoniae (black-lipped pika) is the source of this 19759-nucleotide messenger RNA. RefSeq names its product obscurin, cytoskeletal calmodulin and titin-interacting RhoGEF (gene OBSCN). Gene Ontology annotation, molecular function: protein binding; guanyl-nucleotide exchange factor activity. Lineage: Eukaryota; Metazoa; Chordata; Mammalia; Lagomorpha; Ochotonidae. The record is from RefSeq and is a predicted model, not a curated record. Bases 18 to 19409 code for a protein of 6463 amino acids. The transcript is spliced from 79 exons.